AUGUUGCCACCACCUAGCGGAUCAUUUGUCCAAGAACGAAAGUUCAAGAACAACGAGGGACCACCCAAGCGGAGAUCUUAUCGCAAGCGUAACGACUCAAAAUGGACUAUGAUGGAGGACAAGAUCGCGAAAUUGUAUAGCCGCAUGCCACUGAGAGUAGUCAGAGAGAUCAUGUGGUGUAUCUACAGCUUUGAAGAAGAAGAAUCGGAAUACAAGAAGCAAUUCAGUCUAUGGCGAAAUGUUGACCCGACGAGAUUAGAUACAACAGGUGAGCAGGGGCGAGAGAAAGAGAACCCCAAGCGUCCGGAUAUAGCAAUACAAACGAUCAUGGUGGCUCUUGAGGAGUUCACCUUACAGAGCCAGGCCACUAAACAGGCUGCCAUUGCCUUGUCUACAUCCCAAAUGGAGACACAGGAAAAAAUUCUUUUGGGCCUGGAUCGUUAUAUUAGAGCGGUCUUCAGCCCCACAAAUGGAGCCUGGGGUUUCAACAUGCUCAGUUUCAUUAGCCCAACCGGUGACGCGACGACUUUGAAUUUAUGGGAAAGGCUUGCCGACCAAUGUACCACCAUAGAGGACCUCAUGAAGAACGGACUUGUGGGUAAAGCGCAGUAUCUAAUGGACGAUUUGCUGGGGUCAUUGCCAACCGGCUCACGGAGCACAGAUCCUUCGAUGUUGCUUCAGCUGUGGCAAGCUUGUCUGAAGCUCUUGUCGAUCGAAAAGCGAAGACUUUUAAAGGACCGUGCUUUGAUCAAACUUUUAGAAGCUAUCAAACAAAAUUUGACUGCGGCGAAGGAGGAAAAUGGGGACAUAUUGAUGGUGGUAGAAGCUCUCGUGAGUGUUAGCUGCUCCAGGAUGAAGACAACACUACGUCUCGCGACUUUCAAGACGGUGAUGACUUUGCAAGAACUCAUCGGAGAUGAGAACAUCAUGGUACUUGGACUGUGGUCCCUCUAUUGUCGGACCUGGAAGACUUCGCAGCGUUCGCGAGACGCCCUGUUGAAGAAGCUUGAGCAUGUUCGAAAGGCGACACAACAGGCUCCACUAUCCGACGUUAUCACUUUAUCAUAUUACCACACUUAUGCUGUUCAUAGCGCCUCUAACGACCGCGCCAAAUCAGCUGAAAUGGCCAGGGAUCUUAUACACAGAGUGGUUGCCCUGCCCCUCCCCUGCAAGCCUAUUUGGAGCAUGCAAACACUGGCAUUCCAGGUCUGCUCAAAGCUAUGGGCGCGGCAUCUUCGGUCCUGCGCCUUCGCGGAGGUCGAUGAACACGAAAAGCUUAAUAAACGAUACACAUACUUCAAGGUGAUGGAAGACGCUGUCAGUAUCUUGGAGAAAGGAGAUAUAAUAUGUCGGGUAUCGGCUGCGUCCAUGGCCAGGACCCUGGGACAUUGGCUUGGAAAGAGCGAGCUUCCGAACUGUGCGGCGAUUGACUGGCACAGUCACGCGAAGGACAUUCUACGCGCAUUGCCUGGGUCGGAGCAGGAGUAG
This is a messenger RNA of Diaporthe amygdali, 1488 nucleotides long. RefSeq lists its product as uncharacterized. The record is from RefSeq and is a predicted model, not a curated record. The transcript is spliced from 2 exons. NCBI's taxonomy places the organism in Eukaryota, Fungi, Ascomycota, Sordariomycetes, Diaporthales, Diaporthaceae. Bases 1 to 1488 code for a protein of 495 amino acids.